UCCUCUGAAACCCCAAAUUCUCACCUUUGGGUCAAAAAAGUUUCAAUUUUUCUUCAUCAAAACCCAAAAAAUGUCAGUAGCUUGUGGACUAGAAUGUGUCUUCUGCGUAGGAUUCAGUCGAUGGGCAUGGAAACGAUGCACACACGUAGGCUCCGACGAUAGUGCCACGUGGACAUCAGCAACACCUGAAGAAUUCGAACCAAUCCCAAGAAUCAGCCGUGUAAUCCUCGCCGUCUACGAACCCGAUCUAAGAAACCCUAAAAUCUCACCUUCAUUAGGAACUUUCGAUCUAAACCCUGACUGGGUCAUAAAACGUGUGACACACGAAAAAACCCUAGGAAGAUCUCCACCGUACAUUAUCUACAUAGAUCACAACCACCGUGAGAUUGUUUUAGCGAUUCGUGGUUUGAACUUAGCUAAAGAGAGUGAUUACAAGAUUCUUUUAGAUAACAAAUUAGGUCAGAAAAUGCUUGGUGGUGGUUUCGUGCAUCGUGGGUUAUUGAAAUCUGCUGCUUGGGUUUUGAAUCAAGAAUCUGAAACACUUAGGAGAGUUUGGGAAGAGAAUGGUAAAGAGUAUGAUUUGGUUUUUGCUGGUCAUUCUUUAGGUUCUGGUGUUGCUGCUUUGAUGGCGGUUUUGGUUGUUAAUAAUCCGGCGAUGAUUGGUGGUAUUCCGAGGAGUAAGAUCCGGUGUUUUGCUUUGGCUCCGGCGAGGUGUAUGUCGCUUAAUCUCGCCGUUAAGUAUGCUGACGUCAUCUUCUCUGUUAUUUUACAGGAUGAUUUUUUACCAAGAACGGCGACACCGUUGGAGGAUAUAUUCAAGUCUGUAUUUUGUUUGCCUUGCUUGUUGUUUCUAGUUUGUUUGAGGGAUACAUUUAUACCAGAAGGUCGGAAACUACGGGAUCCUAGAAGACUUUAUGCUCCUGGUCGAAUUUAUCAUAUCGUGGAGCGGAAGUUUUGCAGAUGUGGAAGGUUUCCUCCUGAAGUGAGAACUGCGAUUCCCGUGGAUGGGAGAUUUGAACAUAUUGUAUUAUCAUCGAAUGCAACUUCUGAUCAUGCGAUUCUAUGGAUAGAAAGAGAAGCCGAAAAGGCAUUACAGAUAUUGAGAGAGAAGAGUUCAGAGACAGUGGCAACAAUGCCACCAAAAGAAAAGAGAAUGGAGAGGUUAAACACUUUAGAGAAAGAGCACAAAGAUGCGUUGGAGAGAGCGGUUAGUCUCAAUAUCCCACACGCAGUGUCCACCGCUGAAGAAGAAGAAGAAUGCAAUAAUGGAGAUGCAUCGGCGGAGUCAAAAACGAAGAAGAAGAAUUGGGAUGAAGUGGUGGAAAAGCUUUUCCAUCGAAGCGAUUCGGGAGAAUUCGUUUUCAACGAUAACGUUGUUCCUGAAAGGUAGCCUUAUGUCGGAUCGAUUGUGAUUGGAUUGGGUUUGUUUUUACUCAAUUUUGUUCAUCAUGUACUGUACAUGCAAUUCUAGGCUUGUGGAUUACUGGAUUUGUGAGAGAAUGUCUAUAAUCCGGUUGAAAUUGGUCUGAGACAAGACAAGUAAAGAAAAUUUUGUCCA
Messenger RNA from Arabidopsis arenosa, 1558 nucleotides. The record is from the annotation of a GenBank genome assembly. NCBI's taxonomy places the organism in Eukaryota, Viridiplantae, Streptophyta, Magnoliopsida, Brassicales, Brassicaceae.